AGAAAAAAAUUCUAUAUUUCUAACAGAUUAGGCUACAUAUUUAUUGUUAUGUAUCCAUUAGAUUUCUAACAAAUACAAACUCAUUCAAAAAACAGCUAAUUCAAAGUCAGCCUUCACCUUCAGUCACGAGUUCAACAAGGCCACACAGAGUCUGAUGAGUUUUUUUUAUCAUCUUAUAUCAUACAAAUAUUAUAUGUCAACCAGAAAAACAAAAUAGCUGUGUUAUAUUCAUAAUAUGUUCAUGUAUGACUGAGGUGACAGUUAUAUUUACAAUAAAUAGCCUAUUUGCAGUUCUGUAGUCUGUUCGUCCUCAGAAGAAGAAGAAGAAAAUGUAUUAAAUGUCAUUAUUAUACACAGCUUUUACAGUCUUAAUAGCCUAUAAAACAUAUAUUUUCACUCGUGUUUCUUCCCGUCAUGUUGACAUUUUGUUCCAAACGUGUCUUCCCGUAAAGCAAAAACAAAUCACUGAUUUCUCCUUAUCCACAACAAUGUAUGGAAUACCACAGAAUUCCCAUCUAGGGGCCGCUGUGUGGUGGGAGGAGCGGAAGUUGAGGAAGUCGUGUAAUAGAUCGGGGAAUGAAGAGACCGUGUUUGUUCCAACGGUGCGCCGCUCCAGAGUUCAGGAAGCGUCAGUAAAACCAUCCUGAUACUGAACACACACACUCGCUGGCGCGCACUUAUCAGGACUGUGACUCGGGACUGGAUCAGGACACUUCUGCAUUAUGCAUUCGGACUGCAGGCUGCUGGGAUGGACGCGUCGGUAAUGGUGGGCAGAGGGACCGGAGGGGCUGCGGUCUUCAUCCUGAUCGGCUUCAUCUUACUCCUCGGUGCCAGAAGCUCGCGGGCGCAGAAGGGGGACGGCUGUGGACACACAGUGCUGGGUGUGGGCAGUGGGAGCCUGGCGUCUCUGGGGUACCCUCUGUCCUAUCCCUCAAACUCUGUGUGUGAAUGGGAGAUCAGCGUGACCACCGGACACACAAUCCUUGUGCGCAUUGCGGAUCUUGACAUAGACACAAACAACUGCCAAGUUUCUUACUUGCGAUUCUAUAAUGGCCACGGACCAGGGCGAAUGGAAAUUGUGAAGUUUUGUGGAGGGAAAGAAUGGAGAGACGCUGUCAUACAGUCGGAGGGGCAUCAGGUCACAGUGCAGUUCAUGAGUGGACCACACAACAACGGUCGUGGCCUCUUCCUCUCCUACACCAAAAGUCAGCACACAGACCUCAUCACCUGUCUGGAAAAAGGAGAGCACUUCAGUGAAGCAGAGUUCAGUAAAUUCUGUCCUGCUGGAUGUCUGACUGAUUUCGGAGAGGUUUCGGGAACCAUACCGCAUGGCUACAGAGAUUCUUCUCCUCUCUGUCUGGCCGGUGUUCAUGCGGGUGUGGUCUCCAACACUCUGGGGGGGCAAAUCAGUGUGGUCAGCAGCAAAGGCAUCCCACACUACGAAAGCUCACUGGCCAACAAUGUGACAUCUGUGCCUGGAAAUCUCUCCCCAAGCCUCUUUACUUUCAAGACUAGUGGUUGCUAUGGCACUUUGGGUUUGGAGUCGGGGGUGGUCAGUGACUCUCAGAUCACAGCCUCCUCAGAGUGGGAAUGGGGCGGUCACGGAAAGGAGCCCACUGUCUGGGGCCCCACAGGGGCUCGCCUCAAAACACCAGGACGUCCGUGGGCAGCAGCCAACAGCGACACAAAAGAAUGGAUUCAAGUGGACUUAAAGAAGGAGAAAAAAAUAACAGGUAUUACCACCACUGGCUCCACCCUCCAAGAAUAUCAGUUUUACGUUUCAGCCUAUGAGGUGUUAUAUAGCCAUGAUGGACAGCAGUGGAAACCCUAUCAAGAAGUUGGAUCAGAUAAAAAUAAGAUUUUCCAAGGCAACACCAACUAUCUCCAGGAAGUGCGGAACAACUUUAUUCCUCCAAUUGAAGCACGCUUCAUCCGAAUAUGUCCCUUGCAGUGGCACCAGAGGAUCGCCCUUAAAAUGGAGCUACUGGGCUGCCAACCUCAUGCAGGUGAGACUAAUCAGAGAAUUCGGACUCUGAUUCGGCUAAUUAGCUAUGCUAAGCUUGAUUGGAUCUCUUUCUGUUGGUUAGCGAGGCCAAGAAUCUUCCAUCCAGCCCCUCCUCCCCCUCGCAAAAAAAGCACAGUGCCCCCCCUACAGGAGAGGACAACACACACACCCAACAUUCGAAACACUACUAUGCCUCCGCACUCUCAUGAUGAGGUGGCGCUGGUGGCAGUGUUGGUUCCAGUAUUGGUGGUUGUUCUGACAACGCCUGUGUUAGUCAUGGUGUGCUCGUGGCUGUGGAAGAACAGAAAAAGCCCAGAGGUGACUUAUGACCUUCCACACUGGGAGCGCACAGUGUGGUGGAAGAGUAUGAAACAGUUGCUGCCCUCUAAGUUGGAUGGAGAAGACUGUGUUCGUUACAGUUCCACGGCAAGAGUGGACCACCAGAGACCCCAGGUGGAGCCUGCAGAAUACGCCCAACCACUUGUCACCGGUACUAUGGCCUCUCUUGGACAAAGGUCAACGUUUAAGCCCGAAGAAGCUGAUGUCCCUGAGUAUGAUGCUCCUAUUCCCCCUGAACAUUACCAUGCUUACGCUGAGCCCCUUCCUGCAUCUGGCAUUGAAUACGCCACGCCAAUCAUGAUUGACAGGGCUAACCACCUAUCAGGAGGCACUCUACCAUUCAGGGGGCGUGGUUUAGUGGCUCGGACAGACAGCAGCCAAUCAGCAAGCUCAGCCUAUGACACACCCAAGAGCACAUCUGAUCAAGCCACACCCACAGAGGGACAGUUGUACCAAGUGCCACAGAAUACCCACAAUGCACCGUGUCAGAAAAAAGACUGACCAAUCGCAGAAGAGCGGACCCUUUUGGAAGCCCACGGCUGAACACUACCUUUCCCAGAAAUCUGCAGAUCAGAUCAGUAUGUGCCGUCUCAAAUUGUAUGCCGCGCAAGUCCUAUCACUGAAAUAACACACAGGAAUGUCAGGAGAGAGAGAACAGCAGAGAUCUCGUUACACUACUGUGUUUUGUGGGUGUUUUGUGUGUUCAUACGUCUAAAUGUGUGUGUACGAGUGCAUAUAUGUGACUGUGCUCUGCUAUCAAACUGUGAGUCCUUAGAUAUCUGUGCAUUUUUCUGAGAGCGGAGAUGUAUUCGUCUCGAUCGCUCGUUGUAAGGCACAUUUUUCCCUUUAGGCAAAGAUAUUUUCAACAAAACCGCCCUCACGCAGAAUAACAAAUGAUCGCAUUUCAAAUGAAUAGACAAACACUCUCAUAACACUGUGAUUCACUGUCAUUUUGCACUGUUGUAUUGUAUUCUGCUGUUACAUAGGUGCCUUCUUUGUGACAUAGCAACACAAGCCUGUGCUGGUUUCUCUAGUUCUGUUCCAAAACCUGGUGAGUUAACUUUCUAUCUAUACUGCCUACAUAAACAGCUGCCUUAAGGCCCUUAACAAUGCAGCAUACCAACUUAUAGGGGUGCACAUCUGACAUUGGUUUUCUUAGCCAGAGAUACAAUGUUUUCGAUCUGGUUACAGUUUAAUAGAUUAAGGGCCUGCGAUUGAUCUAUAAAUAAUACGAUAUUAUGUGCCUGUUUUAAUUUUUUUUUUUAUUCAACUCACAAAUGCAGCCAAAAUACAAUAAUUGAACUCUGAAAAUGGCAAAUUUUGUAUCUUCAACAAAAAAAUCAAGUCACCUAAUGACAACUCAUCAUUGGCUUGUGCAAUGAUUUAAACCAUGACAACAGUCAAGAAAGUCUUUCAGUCUUCUGUGCAAAUCUAGUGUUCUAAAUUCUAAAUUAGGUACUCAGUUGUUGAAACAAUGUACUGUACUUGUACUGGGGGAAAAAAUCUAAAAUUCAGUUUAUAACAGUCAAACAAGUGUUCUAGUAUAUCUUAUAGAUAUAUAAAAAUAUAUAUAAUUUUUUUUCCUGUGUUGCAUCGAUGCACCGUAUCAUUAGUCACUGACUUAAAGCUUGAAUACAAAACUUUUGUCUUGAUUUUUGCCCCAAUUUACAGUCUGGACAAAUCCAUGCUAGUUGCUGAAAUUCAGUCAGUCUGCAGAUUUGAGGUGACUGAUUUCACAUAAAAUCAUAAUGUACGACGACCACAGACUGCCAGGGAUGCCCAGUUUUUCCUUUCUAACCGAAGUUAGUAAAUAUAUGAUGCCUAGUGUUUAAAAUCUGUUCAGAUUUGAAAAGUCCUAUAGUCUUAUCCAGCUAGUAUGUUACUAGCUAAUGGUUAGCAUGUUGCUAAGCUAACACCUCAGCACCUAAGCACAAAAAUACAUUUUACAGAAAUAUUGGGCAAAACUGUCAGUUUUUACGUAUAUUUAACUAGUUAGACUAUAGUUUUCAUUAUUGAAUGACGUGGUUAUUUAUAAUCAUCAAAGUAUUUGUCUCCACUUGGAUGAAUUUUUUCACUGAACUCAUUGCAAUGCAGUCUGCUUUUUGGGGGAGAACAUUUGAUGCCGUAAAAUGCCGUGUUGCUAGGUAGCUCACAAGGUUUUGGAACAGAUGAUGGUUGUGUGCAUUGUUCAGUCAAGUCUGAAUAAAUUUAAGUAGGAUGGACUGACAAACAUUUAUUCAGCACAGGAACUAGCAAGGCCUUUCUUAAAAAUAAUGGUACAGCAAUGGUGCUGGUGCUGCAUUUUCAAUUUCCAUGGAAAAGUCCUCUGUGCAUGACUGAACAUAGACAUUCAUGCCAAAUAUAUUAUUAGUCAUGCACGUCAAAACCUGUGCCACGCAAAAAUCCAUUUUAUUUUUCCUGCUGAUGUGUCUUGUGUUAAUACUCCCAAACCACUAACAGGUCGAGUUUAAGCUACCAAGCAUGCACUGCUUCCAUAGUUACACUGUCCUAAUGGAUACUUUACCAAAUGUGACCCUUUUAGCGGUCAAAGGUUAAAGAGCAAAACACAGGAUGCCGACAUUCUUGCCUAUAACAGGAUUCACUCUGUGCCAAGUUCUCUAUAUAUCUUUUUUUUAUUGUUGACUUGAAGACCAAACAACCUGAUGGAUAAUCAAUCCAAGCAUAUUAUCCAUUUGAUUUAAUGUUAUCAGACCAAACAUUGCCUCACGCUAUGGAUUUUGGAUACCAGGAUGUUGCAUGUUCAAAGUCAAAAUAGUACACUGUUAUGUUUGUCAUUUACUACAACAUUAUAAGUCAUAUUUCGGUACUUGCAUUAGUUUACUGGCUUAAAGCAAUGUCCACAGUGGUGGUGCUAUGGACAUGCCUGUAUGUUUCAGUGUCUUUGUGUGUUUAAAAGUGUACCAGAUUCAGUUGUGUAUGUGCAUGUCUGCUUGUAGUUCUUGAAAUCUUAUAAGAGUUCUAUGUAAUGUGUUUAUGUGCACUGUAUCCACAAGCCUGUGUGUGUGUGUGUGUGUGUGUGUUCAUGUGUGUCUGCCGUUCACUGUACAUCUGUCUCUAAAUAAUGAUUGGUACUGUAGAUUGAUUGUAAAGAAAAACAAUUUUAAAAUGUCAAAUUGAAUUUUAUUAAAAUAAAAUGUAAUUACAAAAAUCAGGCAGCUGGAUUAAUUAAUAGUUUUGUAUCCUAGACUUCAAAUUUAUUCAGCAGUGCUAUUUUUUAUUUUUACUCCUUUACUAUUCACAUUAAUAUAUCAAAAUAUAAACACACAUUAUUAAUAUGACCCAAGCAGCUGAAAUCCCAAAGCAUAUUAACAGAUUUGAGCUUCAAAAUGUCUUUUUUUUUCAACAUCAAAAUUUCAUUUUAAAAUGUAUAUAAAGAUGUCCGCUGAAAAUUAUAUUUUGUACACAAAGACAUAAAUUAUUUUUCAAUAUUUUAAAUACAAACUAUAUUGAACUUCAUUCAAAUAGUUUUGCAGUGACAAAUUGUUUUUAAAGUACAAAUUCCAUGUAGUCCCUCAAUUAAUAUAUGGAUAUAAUGCACGUGUAAUAAUUAUGAAAAUUAUAAAACACUUGUCACACUUUGAUAUGUCAUCUACUAAACAAAUUUAUCAUAAACAAUUAUUAAACAAUCAUAAACAAUUUAGACUGACAAAAGUCCUAAAAUGUCCUGCAAGUAGUAUUCUAGCGCCUGACUAAGUGACACUGCAUUAUACCAAACUGACAUACUGACAAAAGGGUCACUUUGUAAACUAUUUGGCGCAUAACAAAUACAUAGGCCAAGUGUGUAAACUAGUGUAUUCUUCUGCAACUUUUAAAUGAAAAAUACCACGCACUGUUGUGUGUUGUAAAUUCAGAAUUCAGUAAACACAGGUCAAGAUUUCGUAAAUUGUCAAAGACGCCCCCUGCUGGCACUUAGGACACAUUACUGGUACACUCCUUACUGCAUAUAUUCAGGACAUACUUUAUGCUGACUAUUAUGGUUUAAUUUAUUUUAAUAAAUGGUUUUUAAACAGUAUACAGUUGCUGUUGCCUCAUUCGUCGCACUGUAAUAGAUCAAUCAAGUGUGCCCUUUGUCUACUGCACGUUUUACACAUUGAAAGUCAUAUGGGUAUGUACUGUAGAAAAUAAAUUUGCAUACUAUGCACAAUAUGCAUACAGCAUAGAUAAAUUAGUAGUAUGCUA
This is a messenger RNA of Onychostoma macrolepis, 6544 nucleotides long. It is a transcript of the gene dcbld2, whose product is annotated as discoidin, CUB and LCCL domain containing 2. The transcript has 14 exons. NCBI's taxonomy places the organism in Eukaryota, Metazoa, Chordata, Actinopteri, Cypriniformes, Cyprinidae. The record is from RefSeq and is a predicted model, not a curated record. The coding region runs from base 749 to 2845 and encodes 698 amino acids.